Molecule: messenger RNA, 798 nt
Organism: Spodoptera litura
Lineage: Eukaryota; Metazoa; Arthropoda; Insecta; Lepidoptera; Noctuidae
Source: RefSeq, a predicted model, not a curated record
AUGCUUUUAGCCGAUAGAUGUCGUAGUUAAAAUUCUAUAAACAACACACAUCAAGUCGGUAGAAUAGUUCCACAGCAGUCUGCAAUUCGAUACCUAUAGUGAUAUGGUAAAUAAUUAAUUAUCUAAAUAGAAAGACAUGUGCAUAAUUAUAGAGGUAUAUAUGCAUGUACCUGCUAUUGUGGACACUACAUAUUCCACAGUUUUCUUUCGUCGAAGUCAUGUUUCCGCAUAAUAUUCUAUUUGUUUCGUGUUUAAUCCUUGGCAUCCAAGUAAUUAAAAGUUUGGAAGUGAUACCUGAAAGGGCAAAUGUGACAUUCUCGAACCCCGAAUACGCAUCAAAUGUGAGAAUAUACGUUCGGCGGUUCAGGAGGAAUUCUGCAAACUACAUCAACUUUAUGGGCACCAACAAGCAAACCUGGACUAACAAUAUUACGAUAGAUUUUACAAUCAGCCAGUACUUGAACUAUGAGUACCGGCCCACGUACGUGGGCCACUACAAGUUUUGCGACCUCGUCAAUAGGGAGCCCUUCAUUGGCGGUGCUAUCAAGAACUCGGGUCUGGUAUGCCCCUUGCCUGCUGGUUAUCACGCUGUAAGGAACAUAACAGCGCCGACAGAAAACUUCCCCAACGUGUUUCCCUUCGAGAAAGGCCGCAUAGAUUUCACAGCGUCCCUUACCAGCACGAGCGAGCCAGUCCUAAAGCUCUUCAUUGAAGCUAGGUUCAAGCAAAAUUGAUUUAUUAAACUUUGAUUCGUCAUAUCUAAGUUCAUUUAUUAUACAACAAAAUAAAAAAUAAAAA